CAUCGCUUCAAUUCUCCAUUUCUCUCUCUAUUUCCCUCCCCGCCUCUGAUCUCUCUCUCUCUAAAUUCGCCAUUAACAAUCUUCACCAGUUCAACAUCAUGAAGAAAGUGAUUCUCAAGGUAGAGCUACACGACGAGUCAAUCAAGAAGAAAGCCAUGAAGGCUGUGUCUGGGCUUCCAGGGGUUGAUUCUGUGUCUGUGGACAUGAAAGACAAGAAAUUAACCCUAAUAGGGGACAUCGAUCCGGUGAACAUAGUGGGGAAGCUGAGAAAACUGUGUCACACAGAGAUAGUUUCAGUGGGACCUGCAAAAGAAGAGAAGAAGAAGGAAGAGCCAAAGAAAGAAGAGAAGAAGGAAGAAAAGAAGGAAGAAAAGAAGAAAGACGAAAAGGAACAAAUGGCUGAUCUUCUUAAGGCUUAUCAGAAUUAUUAUCAGAAUCAGAUGAAAACACAAUAUUACUAUCCUCCUCAAUAUCCUGCUUACUAUGCAAGAAGUGUGGAAGAAGAUCCAAAUGCUUGUGUUAUCUGCUAAAUUUGUAUACAUAUUUGAGUCAGUUUGAUGCAGAAUAAGUGGGAAUAUUGACGAAGUGAGAGUAAUUUUCUGGUUUCUGGGUUUACAGACAGAGGAAUCUGCUGUAGAUGUACAGUAUUUGCUCUUUCGCAGCAUAGUGAGGGAUUAAUUUUUGUUUAAAUUAAAUAUCUAAAUUUUAAUGCUGUUUUUGUUCAUAAGCUGUUAUUAAUUAAUUAUUAUUUUGGUUGGUUUCAA
Molecule: messenger RNA, 764 nt
Organism: Neltuma alba
Lineage: Eukaryota; Viridiplantae; Streptophyta; Magnoliopsida; Fabales; Fabaceae
Product: heavy metal-associated isoprenylated plant protein 39
Exons: 3
Coding region: 99-530 (143 amino acids)
Molecular function (GO): metal ion binding
Source: RefSeq, a predicted model, not a curated record